AUGUUGUGGAAAUAUUUAAUAUAUCUUUCAUUUCUUUUUAUAUUUUGUCAUGCUUUAAUAUGUAAUGAAACCAACUGUAGUACUAUUGAAAAUAACUCAACUAAAGAAUCAAAAGAGUUUAUUCAAAGUAAAAACAAAAAGACACAUAAGACAAGUUUUAAAGAAAAAAGUAAAGAUAGUCAAACAAUAAAAAUUAAACAUUCAACAAACGCAAUAAAAACAAAUGAUACGCAACAAAAUAUAAAAAAAUAUAAAAAACAUCAACUUAUUCACAAAAAUCAAUUGAAAGGAAGUGAAAAUAAUACUAUUGAUAAUGGUAUUGAAGAAAUCACUAACAACACUAUCAUCACUCAAGACCCUAUUUCUAAAAAAAAGAAAAUAAUUGAAAAGAAAAAGAAAGCAAUUACUAAAAAACAUUCUGAAAAACAUGAAAACAAUAAAACUUCUUUAUUAACUAAUACUACAAAUACAACGAAUAAUUCGUUAGAAAACAAUAGUAAAAUAUCACUACUAACUAAUAAAAAGACAAAAGAAAAAAACAAUAAAGAAAAAGGUGCACAGAAGAAACAAAUAAGAAAUGAAAAAAAAAGACCCAAAGAAGGAAAAGUGAAAGACCAAGAAAAAAUUAUGAAAAAGAAAUUUAUUGAAGAACGUUCACGUAUUAAAAAAGAAAAAAAUAGAGAAAGAUAUCAAGAAAAAUUAAAAGAAAAAUUGCAAAAGAAAAUUAAUGGAAAACAAUCAAAAAAGAAAACUACUUUCAAAAGAGUUCACAACUAA
Molecule: messenger RNA, 777 nt
Organism: Entamoeba nuttalli P19
Lineage: Eukaryota; Evosea; Mastigamoebida; Endamoebidae
Exons: 1
Coding region: 1-777 (258 amino acids)
Source: RefSeq, a predicted model, not a curated record